CCAGGAGUAGAAGCCCGCGUCCCGCCCCGGAGUCAGAACCUUAAGGCCGCCGCCACCGCCUGGCAGAGUUCUUGCGGCUGGCUAUGGGGCUCUGAUGGCCAUGGACGGCUACAAGGGCUUUCUGGGGCUGCUGGUGUCGUCGCUCCUCGUCGGCUUCCUGUCCGUGAUCUUCACCCUCAUCUGGGUCCUCCACUACCGGGAGGGACUCGGCUGGGAUGGGACCGCGCUCGAGUUUAACUGGCACCCGGUGCUCAUGGUCACCGGCUUCGUCUUCAUCCAGGGCAUCGCCAUCAUCGUCUACAGACUGCCAUGGACCUGGAAAUGCAGCAAGCUCCUGAUGAAGUCCAUCCACGCAGGGUUACACACCAUUGCCACCAUUCUCGUAAUUAUUGCUCUGGUGUCUGUUUUUGAUUUCCACAAUGCCCUGAAUAUCCCCAACAUGUACAGUCUACACAGCUGGGUCGGACUGACGGUUGUCAUACUCUACAUCUUACAGCUUCUCCUAGGGGUUUUCAUCUUUCUGCUUCCUUGGGCUCCGCUUUCCCUCCGAGCACUUGUCAUGCCCAUGCAUGUCUACUCUGGGCUCCUCAUCUUUGGAACGGUGAUUGCCGCAGUGCUUAUGGGAGUGACUGAGAAACUGUUCUUUGCCCUGAAUAGUUCUGGAUACAAUAAGUUCCCACCAGAAGGUGUUUUCACAAAUACCCUCGGCCUCCUGAUGGUGCUCUAUGGGGCGCUCAUUUUUUGGAUAGUCACCAGACCGCAAUGGCAACGUCCUAAAGAACCAAAUUCUGUCCUGCUUCAGCCAAACGGAGGCGCUCAAGAGGGAGCUGGAGGCUUAACCGUCAACUUCAGCAAUGUGGACGCACCAGAUUCAAAAUUAAACCACGAAGCCUCAGCAAAGAAAAGAAACUUCACUGCUGAUGAGGUUGGCCAGAGAUCCACCAUGUAAAAUGUUGUAGAGAUGUGGCCCAAUAACUUCACUUUGAAAAACCAGCCUUCCAGUUUAACCUCUCCUGGUUAGCCCCAAGAUGAUUGAGCUGUGCAGUAGAUAUUUAUUUUAAUCAUAAAGUAGGAUUCCUUGAAAGAGUUUGUAUGGAUUGAGGCCUAUGAUCUUACCUGAAUUGGAAAGGAGACGAUCUGUGUAAAUAGUAGAAGAUAUAAGUGGUGGUUAUGUUACUUCUUUCUUAUCAUGGACCAAAAUAUUUAGCACAGUGCCUUACAUAGAACAGAUCAUCAAAAGGUGUCUCUCCAAAACAAACAAACAAAAAACUUAAAAAAACCAAAAUCAAAAUCAAAAAUAUGUCUCUCAGUUGGUAAAUGCCAUCAGUUGGCAGCAUCUCUGGUCUCUUGUCAUGAAGUCAUUUCCUGUUAAUUCCAGGAAUCCAAUCCUAAUGUUUUAGAAUCAGAUCUGGGGCAGGGUUUAUGCUACACAGAUAAGGAGUAGAGUGCAGAAAAAUUCAGGAAAGUGACUGGUUCCCUUCUCCCAGUGACUGUCCCCUGCUAUCUAUCCCCCUCACUCAUUUGAGCUCAGAUUGGCCCUGGAGACCAGGGUUUGUAUUAGAGAAUUUUGGAGUGAUGACUGAGCCAAAGGUAGCUAAAGAAAUCUUCUCUUGUCAGACCUGGAAGUUUUUUCCAAAACUCCACUUCAUCCCAAAGUUUCCUUGGGGUUUGGUGUACUUUCUAACCCAGAUUCCAAAACCUAAUUAGUAGGGACCAUGCCUGAAAGUGUACGUAGCAUAAACUGUUCUCCACACCUCAAAGGGCACUUUUCCCCAAGUUUCUGUUUUUUUUGUUUUUAUUAAAGGUUUUAUUUAUUUACUUAUUUGACACAGAGAUAUCACAAGUAGGCAGAGAGACAGGUAGAGAGAGAGGGAAGCAGGCUCCCUGCUGAGCCCAAUGCAGGGGCUCGAGCCCAGAACCCUGAGACCAUGACCUGAGCUGAAGGCAAAGGCUUAGCCCAAGUUGCUGUUUUUUAUUUUAAAAAGUACUUACGUGGCACUGACUACAUGCCAGACACUCUUCUUAGUACUUUAUAAAUAUUAACUUGUUCAAUCCUCAAACUUUAUACUAUCAUUAUCACUAUUUUACCACUGGGAGAUCUGGAGGUGAGAAAGGUUAGUAACUCUCCCCAAGGUCAUACAGCUCAUUGGUAGCAGAACUAAGAUUUGACUCGUGGCUGUGACUCCUCAGUCUGUGACCCUAACCACUUCACUCUGCUACAUUUUCUGUUUGAUACUAGUUUGUGCCUACUCUGAUUCACUCCUGGAUAAACCCCAGUUGCUGGAGUGUAGUGGUGUUGUUAAAGUGUACCUUCUGUCUCUCUCUUCCAAGGCAGAUUCCUCAAACAACCAAGAAAAGAGGUCCACCCGUACCUCGAAAUAGAUCAUGGCACCCCACCAUUGCCGACCAGCCGUGGCCCACCCGGAGGCCCCUUUGAUCUUAAAAUUGUGUCUUAGUAACAAAGAAAUGUUUGGGCAAAAACAGCUGUAACUUUCAAGAUUAAUCAAUCACAAUUUUUGUUCUUCAGCAUCUUAGCUGCUGAAUAACUUUGGGUUUGGGGAUUAGAGAGACUCAUCUCAUGGUCUGCCCUUCCCAGUGGCAACAGCUAAGGUCCUUCCUGACACUGGUGGAGUUUUAGGAGACAUCUGGAGCUUUGGGUUCUCAGUAUGAACUGAGACUCAGAGGUGACCUCGUUCGAGCGUGGAGACCGCUGUCUAGACUCGGGGCCGACUUAAAUUAAAACCUAGAGUUGGAGCACCUGGGUGGCUCACUCAGUUGAGCGUCUGACUCUUGGUUUCCACUCAGGUUGUGAUCUCAUGGGUCAUGGAAUGGAGGACCCCCUUGGGCUCCGUACUCAACAGGGAGUCUGCAUGAAGAUUCUCUCCCUCCGCCCCUCCCCCAACUCACGUGUAUGUACCUGGGCGUGCUCUCUCUCUAAGAUAAAUACAUAAAUCUUAAAAAACAAUCCCUACCCCCCGCAGAGUAGUACCUAUGCUGAACUGAUGCUUUUUAUUUGGGUUUUUUGUUUGUUUCCCUGUGAUUUUAAACUGGAUCAUUUUAAUGUAGGUAAAAAUGUUACAGUUUACACCAAACACAUUUAACCUUUUUAGUGCUUAGUGGAGUUCCUUUUAAGUGAAGUGGUAAUUACCUCCAUAGACUGAAUAUGAGCUUCACUCCAUCCUAUCGGUUAAACUUGACGGCUAACCAUUGAAGAUUUCCUUGCCAAAAUACUAUUUUCUUCCUAUUUAAUUAUAUUUCCAAAAUUGGUAAUGGUGUCGUAAGUAUGCCCAGUGCCCAGCCCAGUACCUGGCAUGUAGUAGGCACAAUUCAAUAUGGGUAGAUGAUGCUUCAAUUUUGGUGUCAGGUGGAAGUAAUAAUUGCACUGUCAUACACAAACAUAUUUUUAAUAAAUGGAUGUUUCUUUAUAUAAAGGUGCCCCAAAUUCCAGGAAUUUUUGGAAGGGGAAGGGGUCAGUGACAGUAUCAAUGAUUGAAGCCAAGGAAGCGGUUACUAGUGAAGAGUUAAUUAUGGUUUUGGCAUGAGAAUAUUCUAUUCCAUUGCAAAGUAUUCGAGCACCCAUCAUCUCAGCCCUUUCUUUUCUCUCUCUUGUGGGCUAAUGGGAGAGCAAUCUUACGGAUAUUAUAGGAACUUCUUUCUUUCUCAACCUUUAUGAAAACAAUGCAUAGUAAAAUAUAUCUAGAAAACCUUUCCGAGACUCUUCUUUUAAUGGGCUUUUUAUUCUAAUGGUAAUUGUACCUUUAUCUUUCAAAAGCUGGUAUUUCCUACCUAAAGCCAUCUCUCCCCAAAAUAUCUCAUUAAAAAGUCCACAAAAAGAAAGAAGGGAGAAGAAAGCCUUAGGUAUCAUUUCCAAAACAGUGAUUGAAAUCUUCCCAAGUAAUUAUAGCUUUUAUCAUCAGGAGAGGUAGUCUGGCUUGGCUUACCCCAUAAUCUAAUUUCUGGGGUUGGGGGUAGGGGGGAGCUUUAUUUUAACACUCAUCUAAAUCAACACUAAAGCCUUUUCUCUGGAAGGAUUUAUUGAGAAACUCAAAUGAAUAUGCUUUUUGAAUUAAUGUUCUCAAAGGCGUACAGUUUCCUGUGCUUCUAUGUCAGACUGAAUUCACCCUCCAGAAACUCUCCUUCCCUUGCCUCGUGUGGUUUCAUGUAAGCCGCUAGUUCGAAACAGCAUCUCAGACCUUACAAUCAAAUGACAAAGAAGGCAAUUGCACUUUCUCAGGAAUACUGACAAGUGGUUUCUGUUUUCUAAAGGACGAAUUAAAGAGAAUGUCUUGUUUUUAAUUAGGCUCUUUUCCCUGCUGAGUUGAAAAUUGCAGUACCAUACCGAUUGACCACAACUGCCAGAUCUAAAAGCUCAAAGAAAGGAGUAAAGUGUUAUGCUAAUUUUAUUGCCGUGUGAUAGAAUUUUUUAUCUUGUUACGCCCUUUCUUAGAGAACUCUGACAGAACACUGUAACUGCUAUAUGUCUCUGAGCUGCACAUAAGGAAAGUACAGUGUAAAAAAAAAAAAAAAACCUAUUAUUUUUUAUCCCUUAGGAGAUACCUGAAAACUGAAGUGGAAAAUAUUAGUGUUUUAAUUUUGCCUUCUUCUGGAAAAAUAUGAAGUAGCCCAAAUAUUUUAUAAUUUUGUAGAAAAAAAAUACACAUCUAUUUUUUCUUGACUUUUUUUUAUAUAGUAAUAAAAGUUAUUUUGGAAGCUA
Molecule: messenger RNA, 4714 nt
Organism: Mustela lutreola (European mink)
Lineage: Eukaryota; Metazoa; Chordata; Mammalia; Carnivora; Mustelidae
Product: plasma membrane ascorbate-dependent reductase CYBRD1
Exons: 4
Coding region: 95-949 (284 amino acids)
Cellular component (GO): lysosomal membrane
Molecular function (GO): oxidoreductase activity
Source: RefSeq, a predicted model, not a curated record